Eucalyptus grandis is the source of this 558-nucleotide messenger RNA. Its product is annotated as ethylene-responsive transcription factor ABR1-like. The transcript is spliced from 2 exons. Gene Ontology annotation, biological process: regulation of DNA-templated transcription; ethylene-activated signaling pathway. Gene Ontology annotation, molecular function: DNA-binding transcription factor activity; DNA binding. The record is from RefSeq and is a predicted model, not a curated record. NCBI's taxonomy places the organism in Eukaryota, Viridiplantae, Streptophyta, Magnoliopsida, Myrtales, Myrtaceae. The coding region runs from base 1 to 558 and encodes 185 amino acids.
AUGGUUAGGAACGCCUAUGAGGCCCUGACGACGAUGGCAGCAUCAAGAUUGGACGCGACUGUGAGGAGGAAAUACAGAGGAGUGAGACAGAGGCCAUGGGGGAAGUGGGCGGCCGAGAUACGAGACAUUUUCAAGGCCUCGAGGGUGUGGCUUGGGACGUUUGACACGGCUGAGGCGGCAGCUCGGGCCUACGACCAGGCUGCCCUCCAGUUCAAAGGCAGCAAGGCCAAGCUCAACUUCCCCGAGAAUGUCCGGCUCCGGCAACGCUCGGGCCUACGACCAGGCUGCCCUCCAGUUCAAAGGCAGCAAGGCCAAGCUCAACUUCCCCGAGAAUGUCCGGCUCCGGCAACGGUGAGGAGGAAAUACAGAGUGAGACAGAGGCCAUGGGGGAAGUGGGCGGCCGAGAUACGAGACAAUUUCAAGGCCUCGAGGGUGUGGCUUGGGACGUUUGACACGGCUGAGGGGGCAGCUCGGGCCUACGACCAGGCUGCCCUCCAGUUCAAAGGCAGCAAGGCCAAGCUCAACUUCCCCGAGAAUGUCCGCCUCCGGCAACGAUGA